This is a messenger RNA of Lactuca virosa, 759 nucleotides long. The record is from the annotation of a GenBank genome assembly. Lineage: Eukaryota; Viridiplantae; Streptophyta; Magnoliopsida; Asterales; Asteraceae.
AUGUGUGCCAUCAUCGAUUGUCCCACAAGCGAUGUGGGAUGCCAAAUUUUUAACAGUUCCAUACAUCUCAACUUCAUCGAACACCCUAUAUACUACUCUCCUUCUUCACUAGAAACACGAAGCUUCAAUGUUGUACAGGGACUUCACAGAGCACCGCCGAUGUCGUCUCCUUCGCAGGCCACCGUCGCACGUUGUAUCUCCUUCGCAUCCCACCGGUCACUGCCACACCCAACACCUCUGCAUCUGCCUUUUUUCUGCCUGCGUCACCCUCCAACGCCGUCAAACUUGUCGACAACAAUAUCAGGUGCUUUCAUCGCCGUUCUACCCUUUCACUUCCGGCGAACGGUGGUCCAACGUUCUCUACUUCUUCAACAGGCUCUUGAAGAUCCUGUAUCAUCGGUUCGGGAUGCCUUUGCAGAAGCUUUGGGAGCUGUGCUUGCUCUUGUAAUGAACCCUCAAGCGCAGGUGCAACCAAAAAAAGGCCAGGCUAAUUCAAAAAAUCCUGAGGGGAGUUUACAAAAGCAUCUUAUAUUGCCCUUCACCAAAGCAAGUGGACCUCGUUCAAAGGAUUUACGAAUAGGUAUAACCUUGUCAUGGGUGUUCUUCUUACAAGGCAUACGACUUAAGUACAUGCAUCCAGAUAGCGAGCUCCAAAAUUAUCUUGUGCAAAUUAUGGAUAUGCUUCGUGCAGAAUCUGUUGUAGAUGCACAAUCAUUGGCAUUUCCUUAUCAGUUUGUAGAUUUACCUUUGUUUUCUUAA